This is a messenger RNA of Bathycoccus prasinos, 2658 nucleotides long. RefSeq lists its product with no specific name. Gene Ontology annotation, molecular function: zinc ion binding; SUMO ligase activity. Lineage: Eukaryota; Viridiplantae; Chlorophyta; Mamiellophyceae; Mamiellales; Bathycoccaceae. The transcript has a single exon. Gene Ontology annotation, biological process: protein sumoylation. The record is from RefSeq and is a predicted model, not a curated record. Bases 1 to 2658 code for a protein of 885 amino acids.
AUGAGCAACGAAAUCAUCUUCGUCUACUCGGACGCGGUGCGGCAAGCGUGCAAAUCGUACGGGCUAGAUUCGAGAGAGUUUCUCGAUGAACUGAUGCGCCACGAAGCACACGUCAAGAGGAAGUUUCAUCAAAACAACGGAGGAGAACACGCCUUCAACGAAACAGUAUCCGCGCAGAAAUAUUGGUGGGAUGUGAUUAAAAACAUGAAAAUUCCGCAGACGACGAAAUGUUUGAAAGACACCGGCGCGGAGACUGUGACCUCGACGCUUCGAGCGAAGGAGUUACAAAGACUGGUGUUUUUAUGCGCGGUGGCAAAAUCGGCGGCGGGAAGUGGAGAGUGGACCAGUGGGAGGUUAGAAGAAGGCAUGACGAAGAAGUUGUUCAGGUAUUUCCCGGAGCGUGUGCGCGAGUGGCUCGCCAUGCAUCACGGAACGAUAACGGGAAGACGAGUGGAAGUACGAGAGUAUAGGGAGUCUCCUAUACCCAGUGAAUUUCAAAACAUUCACGAUAUUCUCGAGAGUGCAACGCAAAUGCAGAGUCGGUUCCAGCAGAUUGGCGACGAGAUGAUCGUGCAAUUACGACGACAACAAGAACAACGAGAACAUCAACAACAAGCGCCGUCUCCGGCGUUGUCUCCGGCGGCGUCGAAGUUAUCCAGAGCGGAAAAAAGUAUACACGAUACGUUGGAACGCGCGUUGAAUUCGGACCCGUAUUUUGCGUUGGUUUCUCCGACGAGUUUUAACCCGACUCGGCCAAACGGUGUGGUCGCGAAGCCGACAAAGUUAGUGUUCACGAAAGCGAACAGUCGAAGCGUUGUGAAUUUUGAGCUGACGCCGAUCCAAGAGCAAUUUUUGCGCGAGAAUAGUAAAACGGCGCAACUGCGAGCGUAUUCGGUGUUGAUUAAGGAGGACGAAGCAAAGGCGAAGAAUAGAGUGUUGUGGCCAAAUGAUUGCGUGAUGCACGUGAACGGUGUAAACGUGGACGUGACGAGAAGAUCCUCGUCCCAAAAAGUUACGAAAUCGACGAGAGAACGUCCGGCGUUGAUUUCGAACGCGAGAGGCGUGAAUUUACGCGCUGGACAAAAUACCAUGCGCAUCAUGGGCGUCGACGCUCGACAUUUCGCACUGUGCAUUUUGUUAGUUCGAGAGCGAACGGACAAGGAAGUCAGAGCUUUGAUACCGCCGCCGAAAGAGUUUGAUCAUUACGUCAGUAGCUUAAAGAAAUCGCUCGGUUUCAGCGAUCAAGACGAGGAGGACGACGAUAUCAUAGGUCCGGACACCGCUAUUAUUUCCGUUCGGUGCCCGAUUCGCAUGUGCAUGAUGGAAACGCCGGCGAGGUUGGAAAAUUGUAAUCAAGCGUGCGCGUUCGACGCGGAUUCGUUUUUAGAAAUGCACAAAGAAACUCGGAAAUGGACGUGCCCGUGUUGCGGCAGCGCCGGCGGGCCGAAAGAUGUACGAAUAGACGGAUUUUUAGUGCGAGUCAUGGCCAAGUUGAAUAGCGAUUUGCGACACAAACGCAUCAAUCCAUCGAGCGCUUCGGUGUCGAGGAUUGAAGUAGAUAAAGAUUGCAGAUGGCGGUACAGAGAAGCAGCUGGAGAUAAACAAGAAUUAGGCGAGUGGGUAGAUAUAGCAGAAACUCGCGCUGUAGAGCUUAGCAUACAAGGCAGGGCGAUCGCCUCCGCCGAGGAAGGAGUAGCGCUAGAAGGAAAAAAUACUAGUACGAGAAAUAAUAAAAGAAGCAGCGGGAUGACUUCUGCGAAGGAAGUUGAAAUAGUCAUUAGCGAGGAAGAGGAGCGAAAAAAGCCGAAACGCGAUAAUACUAAUGUGGCCGCCGACGACGACGAUUACGAUUCGGAAGAAGAACUACGAAACGCCUGCCGAGAAGCUGCGGCUAUGCGCGGCAACGGCGGCGCAAAAGACACGGUUCCCGACAUUAUCGUCAUCGAUGAUUCGGAUUCAGAAGAUGACGUGCGCAUCGUUGGGUCGACUUCCGGCGCAGCACCCGCUCAACCCCCGCAUUCUGUCGUUGCUCGGAAAGCUGCGGUGACGCCGAUGCAGCAACUGCGUGAUUUACAUCGAUUAAGAAACGCGGCGGAGGAGGAACAACGCCGCCAUCAACGAGAACGAGAACGAGAAGCGCAUCAAAACGACGGCACGCAACCGUGGCAAAGAGAAAUUCUACAGCAGGCUCAAGCAAGAAACGGACGGGUUCCGGUGAUCCGUGCCGCUGCAGAGGCGAGGCAACGCGCGGAACGCCUCGAGUCUGAGCGCAGAGUGAAAGAGCACGAGGAGAGACUCAGACAACAAAGAAUCAACGCCAUGCACAACGGCAGAAGCGAGUACGAACGAAGCGUGAUGGCAAACGCACAAGCGCAACCGUUUGGUUUGCAGCCACAAUACUAUCACAACGCGAAUAAUAUGGCACCACAGCCGCCGCCGCCACAGCCGCCGCCGCGUCCGUAUGUGCCGCUUCAAAAUGGUGACGGGGGCUUGGGAGUGGUGCCGCCGGUUUUCGGUUUUGGGUCACCGUACCAGCCGCCGCCGCCGCGACCGCUUCGUCACACGCAACAACAACAACAGAAACCGCCUCACCAAUCCGUUCGUUUUGUCUUUCGACCGCCGAAUCCAGCAACUACUAGGAGCAACACGCAAAAGUAA